Cinclus cinclus is the source of this 1946-nucleotide messenger RNA. RefSeq names its product T-cell immunoglobulin and mucin domain-containing protein 4-like. The record is from RefSeq and is a predicted model, not a curated record. The transcript has 16 exons. Bases 57 to 1946 code for a protein of 629 amino acids. Lineage: Eukaryota; Metazoa; Chordata; Aves; Passeriformes; Cinclidae.
CACAAAGAUUAUUUUUCUUGAAUGAGAAAAAGCGUCGUUUGUCACCUUCAGCCAGAAUGUUGUCUUAUAUCUGCCUGAACUGGGUUCUCCUGGUGCUGCUUACAGGCUCCACAGUAUCGGAAUUACUUGUGACAGGAGAGGUUGGUCAGAACAUCACUGUCCCCUGCCACUACAGUGUCCAGGAGUCAAAUGACAUCACAUCCAUGUGCUGGGGUCGGGACAGGUGCCCCAAUUCAAAGUGUUCCCAGACCAUUAUCUGGACAGAUGGCUGGAAGGUGACAAAGCAGCACAGCAGCAGGUACCAGCUGAAGGGGAUCCUGUCGAGGGGGGACGUGUCCCUGACAAUCGUGAACGCCAGGGAAGCAGAUUCUGGGUUCUAUUGCUGCCGUGUGGAGAUCCCCGGGCUGUUCAACGAUCAAUUGAUUAAUCACAAGGUUGUGAUAAAGAAAGCAAAGAUCACUACUGCAAGUCCUCACACUUACACCUCUGAACAGACCUCAGCUGCUGGCAGCACCAGUGAAUCCUCCUUUGCUGUCACAAGGACCUGGCCAUUGGUUUCUGCUUCAGAAGCUCCUCAGACCGCCUCUGCUCCCUGCUCAGGCCCCUCAGACUGCUUGGAUGUGACUGCAAACCUGCAGAACACGUCUGUAUCACUUCCCAGUCUGCAGGAUCCAGAACAUGGGCUGUACAUUUGGAUUGCCUCAUGUGCAGCACUUCUGCUAAUCCUGAUUUUGGCUCUGUUCCUCUCUAAACACUAUUUUUACAACACAAAGAAGAUGGGUGGUUCUGCAGGCUUUGUUGUAUUUUGGAAGCCACAAGGUGUCGGGAGCCAUAGUGCCCUGGAAGAUGAGAAUCAUGCAGAGGAAAAUAUUUAUGUCAUGCAUUCCAGAAUGUCCCACUUUGUGCUGUUUCACUGGAUGGUGAUACAGAUCUUUAUAGCACCCACGGUGUCUGAAGCCACGGUGAGAGGAACAGAAGGACAAGCUGUGACACUGCCCUGCUCCUACCCAGUGACACGGCGCAGGGACAUCUCCGACAUGUGCUGGGGCAGGGGCCGCUGCCCCAGCUCCAAGUGCACCAACAAAAUCCUGCACACCGCUGGCAGCAGGGUGACGUUCAGAGCAUCUCAGAGGUACAACCUGCACGGCCAUGUUUCCUUUGGAGACGUGUCCCUCACCAUCGGGGCAGUGAAGAUGGAGGAUGCAGGCGUGUACUGCUGCCGCGUGGAGAUCCCCGGCCCCUUCAACGACAUCAGGCGCAACAUCUGGCUGGAGGUGGCCACAGCCCCUCCAGUGACCACCACCACCACCACCACCACCACCACGAGAAAUGCUCCUGUUUUCUCCGAACAUUUUACAGAAACAACUUUUGCUCCUCAAGCAACCUCUGAUCUCCAGGCAACAGCAGAGACUGCAGUCCUGCUGACAACCAGCACCUUUCCACCAGAAACCACACACCCCGAGUUUCUAGCAGGGGAGACCUCUGCUCCCCCAGCAAUUGCUGGGACAGAAGAUGACAUUUUCCCUGUAACUAUGGUGGAAACAAGUGCUCCCCCAGAUUUUCCAACUACUUCCCAAGCAGCUGAUGUGACAAUUGAUGAUGUCAUGUUCUGCUCCACGCUCCUUGGAAGUACAGAGGUGGCUACUGAAUUCCCAAGUACUCUUCCAACUGCAGAGGAAACCACCACCUCUAUCCUGAUGGAAGAGAUUUCAGCAAAUUCAGAUGGCAAUGCUGGGAAACGUGAAGAUAGAGGAGAUAAGAUUCCCAGCUCUGUCAUUUUCAUUGCCUGUGUCACAGUGGGGUCCAUCCUUUUCAUACUGAUGGUCUCGUUGGUUUGGAAACGUAAACAGGCAAAGAAGUUCAUAGUAAAAAGUGUUGGACCUCCAGAAGAGACUGACAAAGUUUUCAGUGGUGCUGAGGGAGAAAACAACAUUUUUUCCCUGUGA